CGAGUUUAAUGUAGGUGACUGCUUUAUACUUGGUGUUUAUCGUGAGACAAUUACCACUUCCGGCUGCAGGAAGUAAUUCGCGGACGGAGGCUAUCGACCAUAAAGCACGUGCACGCAGCACGGGUGACUCACUCCCGCUCCAUCCAACUCCGCUCCUCCCACAUGUAACCAACAUCCAACAAACAACUUCUUCUAUUCCGAAAAGCUUCUUCUUCAAGCGUCUGAAGAGCCAAAACCACAAUGACUACCUACACUACUUUAGUCAUCCCCCGGCUCUGCGACCUCCCUCAAAACACCCUUACGCCUCUUGCUCAGAAACUUCGCGAUUUCAAACUGAACGCUUUACUCUCGGACCCAAAUGCUUUCUCUCAGUCUCACGCCACCGAGUCCCAACUGCCGCUCUCAGCUUGGGAAGCCCGGGUAUCUAAUCCAGACUUCAGAAUCGUGGUCUGUCUUGUUGAGAGCGACCAAUUGAACCGUCUAGGGCAAGAAGAAGGCGUAGAAAACAAUGAAACGGGAAAAGAAUUAGAGAAAGUAGUAGAACGACUGCUAAAGAACGAUUGGGCGGGCACUUUCACGCUCGUAGGACCUGUAGCACGUGACGCCUGGAUAUUCCAGUCGUCAGGACAGCCCACACCCGGCACGGACGAGAAAGAGAAGAGGUGGCAUUUGACGAGCCUUUUCGUACUUCCGAAGCACCGGGGCCAAAAAUUAGCGGCCAAACUCACGCUCGCGGCUGUGCAGGCUGGGACAUCCAUUUCUCAGAGCGUUCCAGCACCAGUGUCAGGAAGCCAGGAAGUGCGCCUUAACACGCGUUUCAGGCUCAUCGUACACCCGAACAAUAAACCGGUUGUGGGAUUGUAUUCGAAGUUGGGAUUUGUGGAAGGCGGAUUCUAUACGCAGAAAGAGGCGAUGAUCGCGAUGGGAGAUGCGGCUGGAAUACCGGAUGAUGCGGAGGGCGAGAAAUGGAAUAGCAGGUUUGGUAUUGGAAUGGAGCGUAUAGUUCAGGGCUAAUAGACGGCCUUAGAUCUUGGAGAGGGCUAUCUUAAGAUCAUUGUCGAUCUUUCGAAGCGUUGGGAACUGGAUCUAUACACAAGCUGCCGGACUCAUGAUGAGGGUUGGAAAGGAACAUCAUGAUAUAUCGAUCCAACCAGACAGUAGAUAGCAGGCGCGUUGC
Boeremia exigua is the source of this 1177-nucleotide messenger RNA. RefSeq lists its product as uncharacterized. The transcript has a single exon. Gene Ontology annotation, molecular function: acyltransferase activity, transferring groups other than amino-acyl groups. Lineage: Eukaryota; Fungi; Ascomycota; Dothideomycetes; Pleosporales; Didymellaceae. Bases 241 to 1014 code for a protein of 257 amino acids. The record is from RefSeq and is a predicted model, not a curated record.